Messenger RNA from Penicillium argentinense, 1116 nucleotides. RefSeq names its product peroxiredoxin prx5. NCBI's taxonomy places the organism in Eukaryota, Fungi, Ascomycota, Eurotiomycetes, Eurotiales, Aspergillaceae. Gene Ontology annotation, molecular function: transmembrane transporter activity. Gene Ontology annotation, biological process: transmembrane transport. The coding region runs from base 1 to 1116 and encodes 371 amino acids. The transcript is spliced from 9 exons. The record is from RefSeq and is a predicted model, not a curated record.
AUGACAGUCGACGACGAGAAAGGUCCGGCGCAAGACACUGCGCGCUCUUCUGACCUGGGGUCAUCUACAGACGUCAACGCUCCAGCAGCUGCACCUCUGGUCGUCACUAUUAAAACAUGGAUUGUCUCUUGUAUUAUCUCUUGUGAUUAUGGUCUCUCCUUCUGGCCGGUGCCUGUCAUGUCCGCCAUUGGCACUCUGUCUCAGCGGACAUGGGAGAUCCAAACGGGUACAUUUGGUUUGUUCAGUCUUGGUGUUUCUUACCUCGAAGCAUUCCAGUCUUUGGACUACGUUGGCGCUUUCCUCUUCAUCGGCGGCGCAGUCCCAUUCUUAAUGGGCAUUGUCUGGGCAGGUGUCUACGACUUUAACGACGCACACGCCGUGGCUCCCCUCGUACUCGGAGCCGCAGUACUUAUCGCAUUCGCCAUCUGGGAAACAUUCGGCAAUCUAAAAUACCCACUCACACCAACCUACAUCUUCUCCAGCCCAUGGGGUCGCGACUUCACCGCACCCGUUAUCGCACUGGGCGUCGUGAAUAUGUUCUACUACUCCUCAAGCAUUCUGUGGCCGCAGAUGAUCACGGAGUUCAAGCUCAGACAUUGGCAGUGGCAGUUGAUGGGGUCGAUGUUCGUCAUGGUUCUCUUCGGUAGUCUGCUGGGUAUCGUGACCCCAGAUAACAAGGAAACGAUGAUUGCAUUUGUCUUCCUCUCACAGACGGGAUUUAGCGGGGCGAUUUAUUUGAGUAUUGCCAUUACGCAAAUAAGAGUUGAGCACAAGAACCUCGGUGUCAGUCGAGGUAUCUCAGGUUGUAUCCGCUUCGCGGCUGGUGCAGUCGCUACAUCCAUCUAUCAAACUGUCUACAGCAAAAUUUUCACCAAGUACAUGAUAAAGUGCUUCUGCGAUGAAGGAGUACAGCCCCGUGUUGCGGUUGCUGCCGAGGCUGCUCUGAGCCACGCCUACUGCAAGCCUAUCUUUGUGGUCGCCAUGUUAUCCAUGGCUUUUGGAACCCUGGGUCUGGCUGCUUGUCUGUGCUGCGAGAAUGUAGACUCUACGAUGACCAACAAGAUUGAAGUGUAUCUCGAAAAUACUGAUCAUUCCGACCGGAGCCAGCCACACUAA